Molecule: messenger RNA, 2609 nt
Organism: Ruditapes philippinarum (Manila clam)
Lineage: Eukaryota; Metazoa; Mollusca; Bivalvia; Venerida; Veneridae
Exons: 4
Coding region: 237-2201 (654 amino acids)
Molecular function (GO): protein binding
Source: RefSeq, a predicted model, not a curated record
CUGAGAUAAAAUCAUGUCUGUCCACAGGUUUAUACAAGUUGGACUUCGAGUAUCUUAAGAUAAUAAUAAAGUACAAUGUACUAGUAUUUGAAAUAUGUCGUGCGGUUACUUGUCUCCAAAAUAAACCGUCAUUCUGAUAACAGUUACGGUGAAAGUCGGAUGGAUUAAUUUUUUCUUUAUAUCAUAAACAUAAUUUGCACAGGAGCAGAUCGAGUUGAACUGAUAUAUAAUAAAACAUGGAGUGCAACAUGAGUGACUGGAAACCAGAAUAUGCCUUAAACUACCUUGUUCAACAAGUAGAAGAGCAGUCUAGCUUGUGUGACGUUACGGUCAAAAUGGGAUAUUGGGAAAAGAAAUUCCAUCGAUGUGUUCUUGUGAUAAGUCCAUUCUUCGACCAUAUUCUAAAUGACAACUUCCUAGAAAAGCAAAGAGGAGAAAUUAAAAUGACAAUUGGUACACCUGAUUCGCUUCAAACAGCUAUAAUGUACCUUUAUGGAAAGAAACCGAAAUUAAGUCAAGAAAAUAUCGAGAAUGUUCUAGAGAUGGCUGAGUUCCUUCUAAUUCCAAAUCUAAAGGCUGCUUGUAUAAUCUGGCUCAAUUCAACGGUGAUAACAGAGGACAACUGCUUGGAAUUCCUCCAAAUAUCCAGUAUUAACGAUUUUGAAAUCGAAAGAUGUGUAGAUUUUAUCGAAGAGAACUUGCCAGAAAUGCUUGAUCAUCCUCUUAUGAUAAAUCUUACACAAGAAUCGGUACAAAUGCUGUUUUCCGAUAAACGGCUAUCAUACGUACCAAUGGACAACAAACUACUGUUUUUAUUCAAAUGGUCAGAAGCUGUUAAUUCAAGAAAGGUACAUUUGACGGAAUUAUUGACGACCAUUAAUUUUAACGAAGUCAGCAACUCGCUUAUGCAAAACCUUACACAUAAAUAUGCUGAUUUUAUACAAAUAGAUCGUAAUUCUCCCGUCGUAGAAAAUCAACAGGUCCUUUUUAUGAAAGGAUAUGACAUGAGUUUUAAAACAUGUAAUACGUUCUGGUGUUUAGAUUUGGAAAGAGAGCAAUGGUUCCGCUUUAAUUCUGAAUCAUUCAUAAAAGAAAGGUCUGACCUUUAUAAAAACAUUUCCGGAACAUGUUCGACCGCUUCCGGACCAGUAGUAUUGUUCUCGGAUGGAGACUUUCAGCUAUCAAGAAUCUUAAUGCUUAAUUUACAAAUAGAUAAAUGCACAAAAGUGAAUAUAAAGGGAAAAGACGAAAGUUUCAGAAUUACACGUAACGACAAUUUUAAAAUUUGCGGAGAUUUAUGUGUUGCGUCCUUAAACGAACAAAAUACAAUACACAAGAAAUCUAAGAAUAAUUCUGUAAUCAAUUACUUACGAACACAAGGACUUCCAAAUAAUGUUAUGACGAGACGGUCAUCGACAGACAGGCUUAUGGCAAUUCAAAAAACACUUCGUGAAAGAACAAUUCAUAUUAGAACGUCAACCUUGUACAUUGGAUACAUUGCCGAUGGAAAUGUGGAAAUGUCACCGAGUCUCUCUUUCAAAGACGAUGAAAUACACCGAUUACUUAUAAGUGAAACUGCAAUAGCUAUAAUGUUCAAGUCACAGAAAUAUGUCGCAAUUGACGAUCUUGGUGAGUGUAGUUUAUUGAAAAUAGAACAAUCAACUAGCCAUGAAGACCACCUUGUUCAAUUUGAAAAUGGAUUUUUGAUUCAUGAUAAUACGAGAUGCAUCAGCUUGACGAGAGCAAAUGGCCCAUAUCAUUCAAAUAAAUAUGAAGUUUGUGAAAUUCCAUUUGAAAAUACUGAAUUUAAACAUAUAGUUUACUGUUUUAAAGGCCAGAUGUGGUACCGUUACCAUCGCAAAAGCUACCACGAGGGCCCUGGUGUUUUGGAAACUGUUCCAUGCCAUGCAGUGCUACGACGAAAACUUAAGGAAUCUUUAUCAUGGAAACAGUUACCAUUGCCCCCAAAAGCAUAUUAUUUUGAAAACAUUUUUUCGAGCGAAUGUUUUUCAAUGUUUCUUCCAAAAUCUAUGCUUCGUUGUGACAUAAGUUGUCCUCACUGCGAACCAAGUACUAGAACAGACAAAUAUCCGUAUUCUAUAGUUUAUGGGUUAAUUAACUUCAUCGAUGCCCAUUGGCCUGAUGACGAUCCAUUGGACAAUCUAAUGAACUAUAAUGCGGACUUUUGUUCAUAUGAUUAAAUUUUAAAAGAAAAACAUUCGCGCAGUCUGAGAGAGUCGGUUAACUGUUGUAAAUAUCUUUGACGUAUUGGCAAAUAAGAUUCACGUUGUACAACUUACAGAUGUAUUCUGACUGAAUCGAAAACGUAUAUACUUAAAUUAACAUAAACAUCAUUGUUGCAAUUUAUAUCCACUUAUUUUGUUUUUAUUUACCAAGGUGUAAAGCAACGCUCUGUUGGUAUUUAUUCCGGUAUAAAUAUUGCGACUUUGGAUUUGAUAAAUCUCUAGGGACGGAUAUUUCUAUCUGAACCGCAAACAUAUUUCAGAUAUUUAUUCUUGCAUAUAUGCCAUAUUCUUUCAUAUUGAAAACUGUUUACUUCAGUAAGAUAUUUGUUCAUUGAAAUUUAUGACGUGUUAUAUACAGCUAAG